AUGUUGUCUCAAUGGCUGAGAUCUCCGGCCAGAGUCCAAUCUCCCUCCCAACCUCGUCAUCGUCACUUCUCUUGUUCCUCCUUCAAAGACAUUCAAGACCUCUGCCGUGAAGACUCCUCUUCCGAUUCCGGAUCCGAUUCCCCUCCCAACACUCCCAAGAAACCUUCCAUUUUCCACCGCGUCCGUCUCUCCACCUCCGUCCUCCGCUCUUGGUCUCACCGCCUCGCCGUCUCUUCCACCUCUUCCUCACGCCGCGACUCCGAUCACCGUAUCAUCCUCUACCACACCUCUCUCCGCGUCGUCCGUCGCACCUUCGAGGACUGUCGAGUCGUCCGAUCCAUCCUCAGAACCCUCCGCGUUCCAAUCGACGAACGCGAUCUCUCAAUGGACUCCAGAUUCGUAGACGAGCUACACGAUGCGAUCGGACGGAAGAGUCUGAGUUUACCUAGAGUGUUCAUUGGCGGUCGAUACAUAGGCGGAGUAGAGGAAAUAAAAUUAAUGAACGAAAAUGGUGAGUUGAAGAGACUAAUCGAAAGGCUACCGGAUGUAGCGACGGGACCUGCGGCGGCGUGGUGCUGCGAGGUAUGCGGUGGAAUCAGAUUCGUGGUUUGUGAAGAAUGCGAUGGAAGCCAUAAGAUCUACAUUGAGAAAAUAGGAUUCAGAAGCUGUAACUCUUGCAACAUCAAUGGAUUGAUUCGAUGUCCUUCGUGUUCACCAAUGAAGCUACGAAUUGCAGGUUCUUAA
Messenger RNA from Cucumis sativus (cucumber), 744 nucleotides. RefSeq lists its product as uncharacterized. The record is from RefSeq and is a predicted model, not a curated record. NCBI's taxonomy places the organism in Eukaryota, Viridiplantae, Streptophyta, Magnoliopsida, Cucurbitales, Cucurbitaceae. The coding region runs from base 1 to 744 and encodes 247 amino acids. The transcript has a single exon.